Ctenopharyngodon idella (grass carp) is the source of this 2275-nucleotide messenger RNA. RefSeq names its product tripartite motif-containing protein 16-like. Lineage: Eukaryota; Metazoa; Chordata; Actinopteri; Cypriniformes; Xenocyprididae. Bases 85 to 1713 code for a protein of 542 amino acids. The transcript has 6 exons. The record is from RefSeq and is a predicted model, not a curated record. Gene Ontology annotation, molecular function: zinc ion binding; protein binding.
CAGGAAAAUCUUCAGUUCAGAGAAACUGAAACUGAAGUGUAGUUGAGCUGUUGUGUGCUUGUGUCUCUGUGUUCAUGCAGUAAAAUGGCAGAAACCAGAAUUUCUCAGGAUGAGUUCAAGUGUUCAGAGUGUCUGGAUCUCCUGAAGGAUCCAGUGACCAUUCCCUGUGGACACAGUUACUGUAAGAGCUGUAUUACAGGCUGCUGGGAUCAGGUGAGUGUCUACAAAUGCCCUCAGUGCAGACAGACCUUCAGCCCAAGACCUGCUUUAGCAGAAAACACCAUGCUGGCUGAAGUGGUGGACAAACUGAAGAAGAGAAAACUUCCUGCUGACUGUUACGCUGGAGCUGGAGAUGUGCAGUGUGACGUCUGUACUGGAAGAAAAUACAAAGCUGUCAAGUCUUGUCUGGUGUGUCUGGAGUCUUAUUGUCAGAAUCACCACGAAGAACAUGAGAGUUUCUUUAAAAGAAAGAGACACAAUUUGACUGAAGCCACUGAACGACUGCAGGAGAUGAUCUGCCAAACACAUGAUAAACUCCUUGAGGUUUUCUGCCGCACUGACCAGAAGGAAAUAUGUGUGCUGUGUACGAUGGAUGAACAUAAAAACCACGACACUGUAUCAGCUGCAGCACAGAGGACAGAGAAACAGAACCAGCUGAAGGAGACGCAGAGGUCGUUCCAGCAGAGGAUCCAGCAGAGAGAGAAAGAUCUUCAGCAGCUGAGAGAGGCUGUGGAGUCUCAUAAGCACUCUGCACAGACAGCAGUGGAGGACAGUGAGAGGAUCUUCACUGAGCUCAUCCGCUCCAUUGAGAGAAGCCGCUCUGAGGUCACACAGCGGAUCAGAGAUCAGGAAAAGACUGCAGUGAGUCGAGCUGAAGGACGACUGGAGCAACUGGAGCAGGAGAUCAAUGAUAUGAGGAGGAGAGACGCUGAGCUGGAGCAGCUUUCACACACACAGGAUCACAUCCAUUUCUUGCAGAGUUUCCAGUCUCUCUCAGCUCCUCCUGAAUCUACAGACAUAAAUGAUGAUCUCUUCAGUUCUCUCUCCUCUUUUGAUGGUGUGAGAGAAUCUGUCCGUCAGCUGAGAGACAAACUGGAGGAUUUCUGCAAAGAGGAGCUCGAGAAGAUCUCUGACAGAGUCACUUUCACCAACAUUGUUCCCAGGACCAGAAACAACUUCCUACAAUAUUCUCAUCAGCUCACUCUGGAUCUGAACACAGUGAAUAAACGCCUCCAUCUGACUGAGAGGAACAGAGUGAUUACUGUCACUGACACAGUCCAGUCAUAUCCUGAUCAUCCAGACAGAUUUGAUUAUUAUCGUCAGGUGUUGUGUAGAGAGAGUGUGUGUGAUCGACGCUGUUACUGGGAGACUGAGUGGAGUGGAGAACAUGUGUCUAUAUCAGUGUCAUAUACGAGCAUCAGCAGGAAGGGAUGGGGUAAUGAGUGUGCGUUUGGACGUAAUGAUCAGUCCUGGAGUUUGUACUGCUCUCCUGACAGUUACUCAUUCAUACACAAUAACAUAGAGACUAAACUCCCUGUAGAGUCCAUCAUCAGCAGUAGAAUAGGAGUGUAUGUGGAUCACAGAGCAGGAACUCUGUCCUUCUACAGCGUCUCUGGAGACACAAUGAUCCUCAUCCACACAGUCCAGACCACAUUCACUCAACCGCUCUAUCCUGGGUUUUGGGUUUAUAAUGGAUCAGUGAGGCUGUGUUGAUGAAUCAGAACAGAUUCUAGAGAGAUUCUACCCAUAAUGCUUUGAGCUCAUGAUAAUUCAGUGACUGUCUCACACUGACUUGAAUAGAUAAUCCAAGUUAAGAGGCUUGAUGGAGCAAGACGAUGAAGACUUAUAUUUAAUAAACACCAGCAGGAAACAUUAACACAAAACAAUGAACAUAAGAUGACUUGAGGGUUUAAAGGGACUAAAUGAAGGAUGGGUGAUGGUGAUAAGAUAAGUCAUGGUUAGAGGCAAGGGUUGCUAUGGAAAUUAACAAGAUAGCAGUGGAAACGGGAGUCUCUUCAUUACAUUAAUAUUACAGCUGAACUUCUGUCACUGCCCGAGCCCUAGAGCCAUAUUGUUUGAGUAAACGAAGAGAUCCCACUAAACUCUAAUAAAAGUACAUUAUUUAAAAAAACUUGAUACUGUUUAUCAUAGUGCUUUACGUUUUAUUACUGGUUAUAGCUAUCAAGCACUUCAUUGUACUUUAUAUGAUAAGGCUGAGUUGCCAUCUUUGUAUACUCGAAGAAAUUAUAAAUAAAACAUUACCAAUUAAAAAGUC